AUGCUCUGUGUAUUCACAUUUCCACUCUGCUGUCCUUUUGUCCCCACUGCAGGCCCACGGACACGGAAACUGAAAAAAUCGAAAAGUAGCAAAGAGGACAAGCGACCGCGCACGGCUUUCACGGCUGAACAGCUGCAGAGACUCAAGACAGAGUUCCAGGUGAACCGGUACAUCACAGAGCAGCGGCGGCAGGUACUGGCCCAGGAGCUCAACCUCAACGAGUCCCAGAUCAAAAUAUGGUUUCAGAACAAGCGGGCCAAGAUCAAGAAGGCCAGUGGCUUUAAGAAUGGCUUGGCACUGCAGUUAAUGGCACAGGGACUGUACAACCAUUCCACCACCACCAUUCAGGAGGACAAGGAGGACAGUGAGUGAGAACUGAACCAAACAGGAAGGGGUCCAGUCCCCAAAUUGAUCAUCCAGCAGGACAAGGAGAACAGCAAGUUAAGAACCAAACUGUCAGGGGCCCAGGGACUUAUCUACCACCAUUAUCCAGGAGGACAAGGAGAACAGCAAGCAAGGAACUAAACCACACAGGCAGGUGCUCAGUCCCGACUCCACCAUCAAAGAGGACAGUGAGUGAGGAGCCAAACCACAGAGGUCCACUCUACCACUACCAUCCAGGAGGACAAGGAGUGACCAGUUUAACUUGCAGGAGCCCAUCUGAACAGGCAGAAAACCAUGCAGCUUUAUUCAUCUAGGAGGACAGGAUCUCUGAGCUCCUGCUGACACUCAAACUGGUACCUGCUUACAGAGCAAACCAAAGAUUUCUAAUGGAAACAGGACCUGCUGAUUUGAAACAAUCCAACAGAAUUCAGAGCAUCCAGGAGCCGCUCACCCUGCUGCAGACACCUGCUUACCUCACCAUGUUCUGCUUCAGGUUCUGACACACAAUGAGACUUG
Molecule: messenger RNA, 900 nt
Organism: Nematolebias whitei (Rio pearlfish)
Lineage: Eukaryota; Metazoa; Chordata; Actinopteri; Cyprinodontiformes; Rivulidae
Product: homeobox protein engrailed-1-B-like
Exons: 1
Coding region: 1-372 (123 amino acids)
Biological process (GO): neuron differentiation; regulation of transcription by RNA polymerase II; multicellular organism development
Cellular component (GO): nucleus
Molecular function (GO): RNA polymerase II cis-regulatory region sequence-specific DNA binding; DNA-binding transcription factor activity, RNA polymerase II-specific
Source: RefSeq, a predicted model, not a curated record